Molecule: messenger RNA, 507 nt
Organism: Theobroma cacao (cacao)
Lineage: Eukaryota; Viridiplantae; Streptophyta; Magnoliopsida; Malvales; Malvaceae
Product: glycine-rich protein
Source: RefSeq, a predicted model, not a curated record
AUGGGUAAGUUGUGGGCAUUUUUCGUGCUUCUUAUGGUAGCUGUGCAUGCAAGUCAGGCACGUAAUGUGCCUGGCGAUGUAGGCCUCAAUAGCCAACAAACAACGAUGCCUGACAGCUCAAAGGAGCAAACAUUGCAAGCCAACGCACCAAAGGCAGACUCACCAAAGGGUAAGGGCAUUGAUGACAAGAAGAAUUUUAUUUACGGUGGAGUUGGUGGCUUCGCUGGGUUGGGCGGCUAUGCUGGCGUGGUUGGUGGUCUGCCUUUGGUUGGUGGCCUUGGUGGGAUUGGGAAAUUCGGUGGAAUUGGUGGUGCCGCUGGAAUAGGUGGUUACCAUGGCAUUGGUGGCCUAGGCGGUCUAGGUGAGGCUGGAGGUUUAGGCGGUGGAGCUGGUGGAGUUGGAGGUCUCGGAGGUGGUGCAGGUGGUGCUGCUGGAGGUGGACUUGGUGGUGCUGCUGGAGGUGGACUUGGUGGUGCAACUGGCAGUAGCGUUGUACCACAUCCUUAA